Molecule: messenger RNA, 222 nt
Organism: Loa loa (African eye worm)
Lineage: Eukaryota; Metazoa; Nematoda; Chromadorea; Rhabditida; Onchocercidae
Exons: 1
Source: RefSeq, a predicted model, not a curated record
AUGUUGACCUUACCUCAUUUAUUUCUUCUACUGCACUUUUCUCUAUUUAAUUGUGCGUUCAGUAAUGCAUUCGUAUUGAGAACGGAUGUAAAGGUAGAAGAAAGCCUUAUUUAUGUACAAACUAUCUGGCGACACGGUGAUCGCGCACCACACCAGUUACCUUACCCAAGUGAUCUGAAUAAUGAAAGCUCUUGGCCAAGAGGAUGGUCUCAGCUUACAAAC